Cylas formicarius (sweet potato weevil) is the source of this 3462-nucleotide messenger RNA. RefSeq names its product alpha-1,3-mannosyl-glycoprotein 2-beta-N-acetylglucosaminyltransferase. Gene Ontology annotation, cellular component: Golgi apparatus. Gene Ontology annotation, biological process: protein N-linked glycosylation. The transcript has 7 exons. The coding region runs from base 1290 to 2582 and encodes 430 amino acids. Gene Ontology annotation, molecular function: alpha-1,3-mannosylglycoprotein 2-beta-N-acetylglucosaminyltransferase activity. The record is from RefSeq and is a predicted model, not a curated record. NCBI's taxonomy places the organism in Eukaryota, Metazoa, Arthropoda, Insecta, Coleoptera, Brentidae.
UUUUUUGCGUUAUUUUGGUUUCCAGAAAAAAAACAAUUUUCUCCAAAACUAUUACCCCGAUCGGCAACAUUCUUUAACCAAAAGACGAGGAAGAUCCAGUUCUAUAACAUUUAUUUUAAGCAUUUUUUUCGAUUAUAUACAGGGUUUUUCAAUUAUGGACAAACAUCUAAAAGAUCUUAAAAAUUGCCCCUUUCCGGAGUAAAUUAAUAGACGUAAAACAAAAUUCGUAAAAAAUAUAGCUAAUUGGUUUAUACAAUAUUAUAGUGCACAUCGAUAGUUACAAUUUUUUUGUUUACGGUUUUCGUCUAUCACAUACGCUGUUCCAGAUAUUUGAAAAAAUCAAUAUGAAAAUGACCAUUCCUCGGGCUCACUCUAAAUGCCAUAACGUCAUUAACUAUUACGGCGUACUGCAUAGUUUCAGAAAAAGAUUAUUUUGUGGAAAAGCAUUUACUCUAUUGGAAAAAUUCUUGGACCAGGAAACGUGGGAGAUCCAGGGCUAUAAACUUCAUUUCGAACAUUGUUUAAAUUAUAUACAGGGUGUGUCGUUUAUAGGCAAAGAAUCUAAAAGAUAAUAAAAUUUUCCGUUUUUUGGGUAAAUUAUUGGUGAUAACUAAAAAACUGUAAGAAAUGGUAUAAUUUCAUUUGAACAGUAUCGAAUACUGUGUCGAGAGAGAGAUUCAGUUUUCGUCUAUAAUACAGGGUGAGCGAGAAAGUUUGCCAUAAGUUUGAAGUUUGACGAGAUGUGAAAAGCAUUUUAUACAUCGUGCAUGCACAAUUCAAUUAUAUAGAUAAACAACGCGGCCCUUAAGGACAAAAACCCCUAAUUUUCUUCUUUUUAUAAUAAAAAGCUGCUUCGCGCUAGGCACUACGAACUUACCCCGCCCAGCGACAAUUUUUUGAAAGCAAUCUUGUUAAACCAGCAGCACUACACACAAACAGUAAAUAAGAUAUAUCUUCGAAAAAAUCUAAAUUUCAAAAUCAACAACACCCAAACAAAAAUAAGACACCAUAACCUCUACAUAUGUCAAAAACGGGGGCGCUUUGCUACGUCCGCUGAAUGCGACCAAUGUUUAGUUUUUUGUGUGUUAUGAACCAGGCAUGCUUGAAUUGACAGUAACAUGAAGUUCUUUUUGUGCAAGUAUAAUUUAUACCACUUUCCUUAAAAAAAAAACAAAGAAAAAUGUGAGGUAAUGAUAAAAAUUAAAAGAAUCAUCUUUUAAAAAAAUCUUUUGUGAUAUGUAAACGUUUUAUUUUUUAGACGUGGAAAUAAUUUUUGUAUCAUAUAAGAAAUGCGGUUAAAACGCACAAUUCUAAUACUUGGAAUAAUAUUAUUGGCGUGGUGGUCUAUAAUUUAUGUUUUCCUUAUUAAUAACUUGACAUACAACAGAAAUAAAGAUUCAACUGGUAGUAUAGAUGGUCAACUAAUGACUUUAGAAAAUGGCUUGGAAGAACAAUUUGUCAUGAAUAAAGCUCUUAUAAGUGAAGCUCAACAAUUUUUAGAAAAUAAGAAAUAUAUGGAGAACUCCAAAAAUAAUUUUCUUGGCUUGCAAAAUAUUCAAAUACCCGUGCUUGUAUUUGCAUGUAAUCGAAUAACAGUUACUCGGUGCUUAGAUAAGCUCUUACAAUAUAGAACGGAUGAAAAUCGGUUUCCAAUCAUUGUAAGCCAGGAUUGUGAUCAUGAAGAAACAACAGAUGCUAUAAAAAAGUAUAGCUCCCAAAUUACGCUGAUUCAGCAACCAGAUCAGUCUGAUAUACAAGUGCCACCCAAAGAGAAGAAAUUUAAAGGAUAUUUUAAAAUAGCUCGGCAUUAUGGCUGGGCUCUAAACCAAAUGUUUUUUCAUUUUAAUUACUCUUCUGUUAUAAUAGUGGAAGAUGACUUAGAAGUUGCUCCAGAUUUUUUUGAGUAUUUCUUGGCCACCUAUCCUUUACUUUUAAAAGAUGAAAGCUUAUGGUGCAUAUCGGCUUGGAAUGAUAAUGGAAAACAAGAUUUGAUCAAUUUAGAUCGACCUGAUUUGUUGUACCGAACUGAUUUUUUUCCUGGUUUAGGAUGGAUGCUUACUAGGAAGCUUUGGUUAGAACUUUAUACAAAAUGGCCCAUAUCUUAUUGGGAUGACUGGAUGAGAGACCCCUCUCAAAGACGAGAUAGGUCAUGUAUUCGACCAGAAAUUUCUAGGACACGUACAUUUGGAAAAAUUGGUGUGUCAAAUGGAAUGUUUUUUGAAAAACAUCUGAAAUAUAUUACACUUAAUGAACAGAAUGUGCCUUUCAUCAAAUUAAAUCUCUCGUAUUUAUUAAAGGAGAAUUAUGAUAGGGAAUUUGUAAAAAAUGUAUAUAAAUGUCCUCUAGUGGAUUAUGAGGAUCUUUAUUAUAACAAAAUCGCUUUUCAAGGGCCAGUCCGUAUGAUGUAUGAAAAAAUGAGUGAGUACAAACUAAUAACAAAGAAGUUUGGACUUAUGGACGACUUUAAGAGUGGUGUACCCCGUACUGCUUACAAAGGCAUUGUAACAUUCCAUUAUAGAGGUAGAACUGUACAUUUAACACCCUACUUAGGUUGGAAAGGAUAUGAUGUGAGUUGGAGUUAACCCAGAACUUACUCAAAGUGCACCAGCAUGGAGAAUGAUUUGUUGGUCUUUCCAUUUUAUCAGAAGAACUGUGUAAAUUUAUAAAAGUACUUCCACAUUCUACAUAAAAAAUUAUUUACUUUUUAAGUUUAUGACUUGUGUUUUAACAGUAAGGUCUAUAGUUUGCUUGCAUUAUAGCAUUAAGGGUACUGUGACACUCUCUAUUUUUUAUAUAUUCAUUUAAUUUGUUUUUAUGCAAGCUCUAAUCCUUGAAAAAAAGAUGAACAUUUAAAAGGCAAUGGUAAAGGUAUAAUUUCUUGUUUUGGUUAGGAAAGGAAAUCAGCCUUUCGCCGAAUAUAAAUUGUCAAUGUAAUUUAUCAGAAAUGAUUGAAAAUGAUAUUGUUCCAAGUUGGUAACAAAAAGGCAAACCAAUUGCAGUUGACUAUGAAGUCCAGCCAUUUCAAAAUAUCAGCUAUAGGACUAGUUUAAUGAUGUUAUGAUUUUGUUUCCGAUUGGAACUUUCAUUUAAAAGAAAAAGGAAGGACAUCACAAAGCAUUUAUUUUCAUUUAUAAUUGUACUAUAGAUAUUUAAAAAAUAUUAGCCAAAGAUCAGUAUAAGACUAUAAUUUGGUGGAGGGGUUGUUGCACAUAUGGUCGAAAAUUCUAUGAGUUUUAUCAUCGGAUUUUGUUUAAUAAUUGGGGUUAGUUAUGCAUAGAGUUGCUCUUUGGCCAUUAUUAUGGAAUGGCAGUAACAAACUGUAAAUACUUUUUUUUAAUGUUGUGGUUUUGUGUGAUGGAGAACAAAUAAAGUGUUUUUAUUAUUUAUAUCUGGCCACAGGGCAAUAUGUUUACAAAUCAUUGUUACCUAUAGUAUUUAUUUUCGUUUGUGUGAUAUUUGAUA